Molecule: messenger RNA, 2848 nt
Organism: Sitodiplosis mosellana (orange wheat blossom midge)
Lineage: Eukaryota; Metazoa; Arthropoda; Insecta; Diptera; Cecidomyiidae
Exons: 8
Coding region: 1948-2718 (256 amino acids)
Source: RefSeq, a predicted model, not a curated record
CUGCAAUUUUCUCGUCAACAUUCCAUCAGCAAGAGAUCUUUUUCGACGCGUAGAGACACGUCUCGACCCAUGCACGAUGCUGGUUGCUGUAAUGAAAUCAACAUCACAUCACUGGGAAAAUGGAUGAAAAAAAUAUGAAUGUGACGUGUGUUUUGGGCUUAUACACAAAUCCGACGACAGAUUACAAGAGACAUCUCUCAAUAAAUGUUUCUCUGUCUUGUUUGGACUUUUUUCUUUUUUUUUCUUCUAUCUGGACUUUCUUACAGAUACAAAUCGCAUGAAAAACUCAAUACGGACUCAAUCAAAAUAAUAACUGAAAAAUAAUCUACAAAGUGAGUGUCUGGCAGCCUGGUUUCGUACCCGUUUUCAAUUCGAUACGAUUAUCAUCUCAAUUUACAUUUACAGUCAGUCCCUUUUAUAUAUGUUAUCGUUGGGUUCGAACACAUACGUUGCCGUUGUUGUAGUGAACAAACAUCAGUUUAAUUUAAUGUUUUACAUAAUCGUCUAAGAGCAUUCAUGUGAGUUUUUGUAUGAAACAGAGAAUUCCCAUGAUGAGAAACUUGUAGUGUGCAUACAAGUGUUGUGUGAUUAUUUGCUCUGAACGUUUUCAAAAAGGCAAACCAUGUCUUAUCUAUUUGGUGGUUCGAUUUCAGUGUUAGUAUUACUUCUGUGUAUCAUUGCUGCUGCUGCUGCCCACCAACAUACCGUUGGCAGUGCGAAUAUAUUUGGUACAGGCGAUGUACUCCAAAAGACCGAUCUAUUCAAAAAGAAUUCAGUCAUCCAAACCAACUAUACCAUUCGAUUCAAAUAUGUUGACAAUUUUUUUGGUGGAGCCAUUUUCUUUGCCCAACUGAAUGUGACUGGUGCACAAAAUAGUACAUCGAAAAUGGAUUAUUCAAAAGACGUUGAUGUUGAUAUGUAUAAGGAUCAUCAACGAUAUGUGGAUGCAACCCUCAAUGUUUUGAAUGCAACAAAUUUCACGUCAUCCAUUGAGGUUAGAGGGUUUCGAGGCAUAAACAUUGACGCUAUGUCAAUGUUUAUUCGAGCCAAGGAAGUGAAACCACGUUCGUAUGCAUUUAUUUGCACAAAAAACGAUGCCAAAGCGAAGUCACAACAGACGGCUUUGAUUAAAUAUGGUGAACGAGUGCCCGGCGAUUUUCUUAUUCGAUACAGACUAGAACGUUCCGAACAUGGAAAGCUAAGCUUCGAUUUUCACGAUUCAUAUCUAAAACUUACCUUUAUUGUAGUCAAUGUGGACUCACCAUGGGCUGUCACAUUCAACAAUAAAAUAAUUACAACCGAAGACCAUUUCCGUGCUACCAUUUAUGAAUUGAAACGCAACAAUUUCACAGCAGAAUCGUUUAUUUUUGGUAGAAAAAUUACUCGUUCGUAAAUGUCAAAUCAAUAUUUCGUUUCCAGCAUUGACUUUUGGAAGUGGCCUUUGUGAAAAAUCAUUUCCGAAACAUAAUAAUUGAAUUUAUGGGAUUGACAGUUUUACAAAACGUAUCAAAUUGUUAUUAAAUUGUACAUGGUUAUCGAUUAAGUAUUAAAUGUAUAAAGUAAUUUCAUCGAGUUUGAUUCAAUAUUUCAGCGUGCGAUGUAAUUAUAUUGAUGUAGACGUGUCAUUGUGUAUAUGUCUACAACAAGUAUGACUGACACGCAAUCAAUAAAUUGCUUCGAGUUCAUGGGAAUUCUGUCUGUGCAAUAUUCGUGAUAAGAGUGUCAAGUAAGAGUAUGACAACAAAUAGAAUCGGACGCAGUUCAUUUUUUGACGUAAAGAUUUUGACUUAAAUAAUAUUUUCAAGGGAAUCUUAAUAAAGUGGAUAUUUCAAAGUCUAAUUCAAAAUAACCAAUUUAUAGUUUAAUUCCAUUCACAAUAUUGUGGUCUGUUGUUAUUUUUGGCUAGAGUGUUGAAAUAUUUCAUUGUGUCUGAAAUUUUCGGUUGAAAUGCAAACAAUGUUCAAGUGGAUAUGUUUCAUCGCACACAUCUUAUUGCACACGAAUCAUAUUGAGCAAUGUGUUGGUGAUGCACAUUCAAUCACCGGUUCAUUUUAUAACGGCUAUGAUGGAACUACAUUCCUUGAGCGAACGCUCUUCACCCGAAAUACAACAAUGCCAAAAUCGUAUGUGGUGGGAUUUAAGUAUGUCAGUGAUAUUUUCGGUCGUGAUAUCUACAACGGUAUAAUUCACUCUGAUGCACAGAAUACUUGGGGAGGUGGUGAUUUGGGCACUGUAAUCGACAUUCAUGACACCCGCUAUUUAAAUGCCAACAUUCAUAUUCCAAAUGCAACGAAAUUUGAGGUUGAUAUUCAACUGAAAGGAAUUAUGGGCAUUGGGUAUACAGGCAUGGAGCGUUUUUUGGGAAUAAAUGUUAUUCGACCCAGAAGCUAUGCAUUAAUUUGCGCUAUCAACGAAAAAAAAUCGCACACAAAAUACCGAGAACUGGUGUUUGGCGAACGCAAAGAUGGAGAUGCGGUUUUAUAUGCUCGAGCUGAAAGUUUUGCGUCGUCGAAUAGCGAAUUACCGCGACACAACAUCGAGUUUGAAGAUAACAGUGCAAUCCUAACUGCGGCGUCGAUUAGAUUGAACUCGACAGCAGCUAUAGUUUUUCACAACAAAGUUCAACUGACGGCGCAUCGUUUCUCAGCUACAGUUUAUGCGCUCAAUCGUGAUACAAUCGCUGACGUUGUUAUUAUUUAUGGCCAUCGAACCUACUAAUUCAAUUUAUGGACUUAUUAAUUUGUUAUAAUCAAAAAAGACUUAUUGUUAGUUCUGUGUCCCUUUGUGGUGGCUUAAAUGUGUUCAUAAGCAUAAAAAUAAAUAAAUUCAAGCACAAAUCACAUUUUAA